Durusdinium trenchii is the source of this 1059-nucleotide messenger RNA. The record is from the annotation of a GenBank genome assembly. Lineage: Eukaryota; Dinophyceae; Suessiales; Symbiodiniaceae.
AUGUGGUUCGCAAGGAGGCUGAAGGAUGCGACUGUUUACAGGGCUUCCAGCUCUGCCAUUCCCUGGGGGGGUGGCACCGGUGCUGGCAUGGGCACUUUGCUGGUCUCCAAGGUGCGGGAAGAAUAUCCGGAUCGCAUCAUGGAGACCUUCUCGGUGAUCCCAUCGCCCAAAGUCUCGGACACCGUGGUGGAACCCUACAACGCCACCCGGGCUGUUUUGAGCUUCCAUCAGCUGGUGGAGAACUCUGAUGAGUCCUUCCUCCUGGACAACGAGGCCUUGUAUGACAUCUGCUUUCGCACUUUGAAGCUUACGACACCCACCUACGGAGACCUGAACCAUUUGGUCUCUGCGGCCAUGAGUGGCGUCACCUGCUGCUUGCGCUUCCCCGGACAGCUGAUGCCUGGCGAGAAUCCAUGGAAUUGCGACCUGCGGAAGAUUGCCGUGAACCUCGUGCCCUUCCCACGGUUGCACUUCUUCAUGACGGGUUUUGCGCCCUUGACCUCACGUGGCUCCCAACAAUAUCGCGCACUCACGGUGCCGGAGCUCACUCAGCAGAUGUUCGAUGCUAAGAACAUGAUGUGCGCAGCUGACCCUCGCCACGGGCGCUACUUGACCGCCGCCGCCUUGUUCCGCGGGCGGAUGUCCACGAAGGAAGUUGAUGAGCAAAUGUUGAACGUGCAGAACAAGAAUUCCUCCUACUUCGUGGAAUGGAUCCCCAACAACAUCAAAGCCUCGGUGUGCGACAUCCCACCCAAGGGUUUGAAGAUGGCGGUGGCCUUCGCUGGGAAUUCCACAGCCAUCCAGGAGAUGUUCAAGCGCGUGGCAGAGUACUUCACAGCCAUGUUCCGGCGUAAGGCCUUCUUGCAUUGGUACACCGGUGAGGGCAUGGAUGAGAUGGAGUUCACCGAGGCCGAGUCCAACAUGAACGACCUGGUCUCGGAAUACCAGCAGUACCAGGAGAAGACGGGAACGUUCCACCCCAGAACCGUCGGUUUCGUCGAUCUGAUCAGUACCGGGUACGUACGAUACCGUGCACACGUUUUUACGUCGGGAAACUGA